This is a messenger RNA of Brassica rapa (field mustard), 1441 nucleotides long. RefSeq lists its product as uncharacterized. The record is from RefSeq and is a predicted model, not a curated record. Gene Ontology annotation, molecular function: protein binding. NCBI's taxonomy places the organism in Eukaryota, Viridiplantae, Streptophyta, Magnoliopsida, Brassicales, Brassicaceae.
CAUCCGGCUACAUUUGAUGGUACUGACGGAUACUAUCUUUGAGCUGCCGCUUAACUGUGGAAUCGAAAUCGGAAUUGGAAAUAUCGUUUUCGUUCGAGGCGACGGCGUCACCUCUCUCUGUGAUUAUCGUUUUCGUUCGAGGCAGUUCUCUCUGAGAGGUUUUGACAUAUUCGAGAUGUAUUCUGAUCGAGUGGUGGCUGAGACUGUAAGCAAGAAUACGGUGAAGAACCGUCUCAAUGGCGGCUCCGGCGACGGGAGACAAGUCACCAGGAAGAGAGGACGGGAGGAUGACGAUAAGUGGGAGCAUGAUCUUUUCGAUGACGACACCAAGCCUCGAGUUUCAAAUCGCAAGGUUGACCCUAGAGAUCUCCGCUUGAAGCUCCAGAAGAAACAUCAUGGCUUGCAGAGUCGACUAGGAGGAGCUCGUUUGGGGGAGCGGGAUCUGCGUGAGAAGCUAUCUGGGACAAAGAAUCCACCACCAAGGAACACUAACCUACAAAAAUCUACAAGGGAAGCUACUAGACCAGCCGUAAAGAACGGUUCAGGUGAAACCAAGUCUGAGACCAGAGCAGCUUUGAACAAAGCUGUCAAGAAGAAACCACAAGAGGCUGGUACGUCAGUUGAUAGCUUCCUGGAAUCAUUGGGUCUUGAGAAAUAUUCAACCUCAUUUCAAGUGGAAGAAGUUGAUAUGGAUGCUCUGAUGCAUAUGACAGAUGAUGACCUCAAAGCUCUGCUCAUACCAAUGAUUACAAGAGUAACGAUGCUCAUAAAAGAUAGAAAUACGAUCUCAUAGCGAUCGCAGAGAUGAUCUCAUGGCGAUCAUCUCCUCCAAGCUCAUAGCGCUUGAAUCACAUCAACAUCAUAAGCAUAAAGAACAAGUGAAGAAGACGAACUAUAUUUAUAUGAAGUCUUUCUCCCUUAGUCUUCCCAACUGCAAACAUUCUGAAUCGCAUAGAGUCUUCACUCCUUUUGCCAGCUCAGCCACUCAUUUGCCACGUCAGACUCAAGAUGAUAGAAGUCUAUCAAUACUUCCCCCAUGAAAACAAGCUUGCCCUCAAGCUUGGGAGAAGAAAAGAAACUACUGGUGCUCAUGUAAAAGAUCAAGAUAGGACUUAUCAAUGCUUCAUUCAUGCAGGUCUUACAGCUUCUGCAAAUGUCGAAUGUAACAGCUGAAGUCUCCACCUUAUCUUUAUACUUGAACAUCCAGGACUUGGGCACUUUACUUCUCCGCCUUUGUUGCAUGACUUUGUUGCCCUUGUGAACAGACAAGCCACUCCACAAUCCUCCGCAAUCACGGCUUUGCACCUUGCCAUCAUCUCCACUUAUAUCAUACAUAUACGCCUCUUGUACGUUAGUUUGCAGAACUUCUGUCCAAACACUUGUCUUGCUGAGUUGUUGUUUGUACUUAAACAUAUACGUCUUGAAAGACUUUUUCUUCUUA